AUGGAGGGAACAAGAGUUGCUGUUCACCCUUCACGUGAAGAACACUAUGGACAACCCCUAGGAGGAGUGGAGGGAGACGCGGAAGGUAGCGCGCGGAGACCGACAACUGAUGACGCCAUGUCAUAUCUCGGGGAACUAAAGGACACGCUCCGAGAUGAACCGGAAAAGUACAAUACUUUCGUGGAAAUUAUGAAAGAUUUCAAGAGUCAAAGAAUCGAUGCAAUGAUGGUCGUAGCAAGAGUAAAGGAAUUAUUCACUGGAUAUGAGAGAUUGAUUCAUGGGUUCAAUACUUUCUUGCCGGACGGAUGCAAAAUAUCACCGGAUGAACCUAGGAAGCUUGUCAGUUUCGAAGAGGUGAUUGGGUUCGUCAUCAAGGUCAAGGAACGUUUUCAAAGCGAGGAAAAUGUUUAUCUAUCGUUUCUGGAUGCUUGGCGUGGGAACAACCCAAUUAGGGUGGUCUACAAUGAGGUUGCUGGUCUUUUCGCCGGCCAUCCGGACUUGCUCGAGGAAUUCAAGAGGCUCUUGCCUGAAAUCUCUCAGGAUCAGGAGGAGGUCAGCUCUAUCACUACACCGACCUCCCGCCGAUUGGAAAUGGACCGAACUCGCCAAGAUGGGAUUGCUGAUUCCCAAGCUAAGGAUAGAGCUACCGUGGAUCACCCUCAUCUGGAUGACGAUGAGGAAAUAAUGAAGGUGUACGAGGACGAGGUGAAGCGUUUUGAGGGACGCGUUCAAUUGAUUGUUUCGGCAAUAUAUUCAGUUCUCGCUAUAUUAGUUUUCCUCCUUGCUUUAUGGAUCUAUAGGGGGAAUUAG
This is a messenger RNA of Eucalyptus grandis, 810 nucleotides long. RefSeq names its product paired amphipathic helix protein Sin3-like 2. The coding region runs from base 1 to 810 and encodes 269 amino acids. The record is from RefSeq and is a predicted model, not a curated record. Lineage: Eukaryota; Viridiplantae; Streptophyta; Magnoliopsida; Myrtales; Myrtaceae. Gene Ontology annotation, molecular function: transcription corepressor activity. The transcript has 6 exons. Gene Ontology annotation, biological process: negative regulation of transcription by RNA polymerase II. Gene Ontology annotation, cellular component: chromatin; histone deacetylase complex.